CAGCGUCUAUGACCUCGACAAGAAGCGCCUUUUAAAAACAUUCGCCGCAAUGUUUCACCACUCAACCAAAGUAAACAGAGCUGAGCGCUCGCUUCGCUCGUCACAACCUGCACAUGAAGCGUCGAAGUGCCCUUUGCGAGCCGACCUUCCCGACCUGGCUCGUUGGGUUCCUCAAUCUUCGGAUCAAAUACAUUGUCCCCUGUUCUGCAUCGGUCCUCGAGCUGAGGAUGCACAUCACUCGCGCACGUCCAAAUGACCGACACACUCAUCAGGAGAGGUUAGGCAGUCAAGCACAGCUGAAUAUUGCGAGCUGCCAUCCCUCGCCCUCUUUCUCGCCAAGAGUCCAAGCAUACGCGCACAAUCUGUCACAAGGUCCCUCCUUUAUGGUCAUCAUCACGUCAGUCUUCCAAGGUCGAUGAAGACUUCGAAUAUCAGUACACCCCGCAUUCAUCAUGAUACCCACACCUCCCGUUGUGACUAGCCCCCGCGCUUUCUUUCUGAGGCUCGGCUCGGC
Messenger RNA from Ceraceosorus bombacis, 514 nucleotides. Lineage: Eukaryota; Fungi; Basidiomycota; Exobasidiomycetes; Ceraceosorales; Ceraceosoraceae. The record is from the annotation of a GenBank genome assembly.